AUGCAGUCCAUUGUACUAGUCACACUUUUCGCCGCGGUCGCGUUUGCCGCGCCGCAGGCGCCCACAGAACCCAUACCCAUCCUCCGACAGGACAGCCAAGUCAAUGGAGACGGCUCCUACCAAUACUCGUUCGAGACCGGCAACGGCAUCAGCGCCGACCAGAAGGGAGAGCUGAAGAAGGUGGGCGAAGUGGACGCGCUCGAGGUCCAGGGGCAGUUCAAGUACCCCGGCGACAAUGGUGACAUCCAGCUGACGUACACCGCUGACGAGAACGGCUACCACCCUCAGGGGGACCACCUCCCCACCGCCCCACCGGUGCCCGAGGCCAUCCAGCGCGCCCUCGACUACCUCGCCACCGCCCCGCCCCAGCCUGAGAACCAACAGUGA
This is a messenger RNA of Aricia agestis (brown argus), 387 nucleotides long. Its product is annotated as endocuticle structural glycoprotein ABD-4-like. The transcript has 2 exons. Lineage: Eukaryota; Metazoa; Arthropoda; Insecta; Lepidoptera; Lycaenidae. Gene Ontology annotation, molecular function: structural constituent of chitin-based larval cuticle. The record is from RefSeq and is a predicted model, not a curated record. Gene Ontology annotation, cellular component: chitin-based extracellular matrix. The coding region runs from base 1 to 387 and encodes 128 amino acids.